GAGACAAGACGACCAGAACAGAUAGAGGGAGAGGGAGGAGAGGCAGAUACAUAAAGAGGCUCAUAGGAAUUGAUGGGAUGACAGACUGGUCACGGGGGACACGCACUGAAUGAGAGGCGGAGGAGGAAGAGAGAAAGAGAGAGAGAUAGCGGAGAGAUGCGGACCCAGCCAGCUCCAGUGACGGAGUAGACAAAGGUAGCUUUAGUGCAUGUGCUGCCUCGAUUUCAUUCACGUCUCUAUCUCUCCCACUCCUUUCUACGCACUUACAGCCCGGAGCUUAGCGAGCGGACCUGUGUGCUUUGAGAGAGUAGCGAUAUCUAGACUUCAACGCAUGGACUAACUUGUACAAGCUUACUGUAGGACUCAUUAUAGCAAAGGGAACACCCCAAUCACUCUUAACCUCUCAACCGUCAACAUGGGUCUGGUAAUGGGCACUUUCUCAAUGCAAUCCAAGCAGGUGGACUACCGCAAAGAUAAAGCAGAUGAUGACCUGGAGAUGACCAUGGUGUGUCAUCGGCCGGAGGGACUGGAUCAACUUCAGGCUCAGACCAACUUCAGCAAGAGAGAGCUGCAAGUGCUGUACAGAGGCUUCAAGAAUGAGUGCCCCAGCGGUGUAGUAAAUGAAGACACAUUCAAACAGAUCUACUCACAGUUCUUCCCGCAUGGAGAUGCAAGUCAAUACGCACACUACCUGUUCAAUGCAUUCGACACGGCACAUUCUGGAUCUAUAAUGUUUGAGGACUUUGUAACAGCCCUCUCCAUUCUGCUCAGAGGAACAGUCACUGAGAAGCUACAGUGGACAUUUAACCUUUAUGACAUCAAUAGAGAUGGUUACAUCAACAAAGAGGAAAUGACGGACAUCGUCAGGGCAAUAUAUGACAUGAUGGGGAAGUACACUUACCCUGUGCUCAAAACAGACACACCCAAGCAGCAUGUGGAUGCCUUUUUCCAGAAAAUGGACAAAAACAGAGAUGGUGUCGUCACACUAGAUGAAUUCAUCAUGUCAUGUCAAGAGGAUGAAAACAUCAUGCGCUCGCUGCAGCUUUUUGAAAAUGUCAUCUAGCAAACAAACAAAACUAGAAAAAGCAAAAAACAAAGACAGAAGAGGAAAGGUCAAGAGGAGAAACACGGAUUAUAAGCCCAAAGGAAGAAUAUAUAUGGGAUAUGUGUCAUUUGGGUGUGACAGUGUGUGAAGACUGCAUGAAGGACACGGGACCAGCCCCGGUUCAGACUCAGCCCUUUAUUUCAUACAGCCUCAAUGUGACUAUUCGCCUCCCUCAGUGUGCACUUCAGUCCAACGUGUAAAUACAAAAUCUCAAAUACAAAACUAAGGACCGUUCUUGUAAAUUUAACAGAAUUUUAAGUAUUGGAAGCUUCUACUAAAUAUUAAAACAUAUUUAAAAAUAGGUUAAAGCACAAUCAACCAUUUGUAAGGACAUUUGUAUCAAUGUGACAAAAGUGAGCAAUAUGUUACGCAUGCACAGCGCGUCUUGUACAGUCUUUGUGUGCCAUGAGAUUGUGUGGCAGUACUCAUCUGGUUCAAUGGACUCCAGCUGGCGUAUGUCCAACUCUCCCUGUGUGUUCAGUGGUGUCGAUAACUGUUACAUUCGAUUGUAUAUAUUGUUAAUGUUAUUUGUGACAUGAACAUGCUGUGUAUACUUCCAUGUAUGUCUGUGGCGCUGGUCUUCUGUCUGUCUUUCUGUCAUGUGGCUAUAUCAACCCUGUUUUUCAAAUUUCUGUGUACAUGAGCGUGUGGUGUCCUGACGUUAUCGUUUGCCUAAAUCAGUCAAGUACAAAUCAAACCUUGAGAAAACCUUGUUCAUAAAAUAUUUGUGUUCAAUUAUUGACUCAGAAGGACCAACUGUUCACUGUGAGGAGAGCAGGUCAAAAAUUAGGUGAAGACCUUUUCACUGAUUUUGAAGGAGAGGAAGCCAUUUUUCAAAAAGAGCCAUUGUUGCUUUCAUGAUUGAAUGAGACCUAAAUGCAGAUUUGGUAAUAUUUACUGUCAUGCCCACUCACUGUGCUUUGAAAAUAAAACAGAUUGAGACACCUCAGACAAGAAGACAGACAGACAGUUCAGAAUGAAAUCAUACAUGUAUUGAAAUAUUGUAUAAAAUCAUUAUAUUUAUCAAUAAACUUUUCAAGAAACAGAAUGUAUGUCUGGCAUUUUUCUAUUGCUCCAUGCCACUUUUUAUGUUUAUAUUUGCCAUUAUUUUAAUGCAUCAAAGAAGACAAGCAAAAGGUCACAGUUGCUGUUUUUAUACUGUUAUAUACACACCUUUACAAUGAAAGUACAAAAAGACAUGUAAAUUAUGCCUCACAAACGAAGCAUGAUAUUGUGCAUAUGAGAAAUAACUUAAAUAAACAUGCAUCACUGUCUU
Molecule: messenger RNA, 2381 nt
Organism: Periophthalmus magnuspinnatus
Lineage: Eukaryota; Metazoa; Chordata; Actinopteri; Gobiiformes; Gobiidae
Product: Kv channel-interacting protein 1
Exons: 8
Coding region: 416-1063 (215 amino acids)
Biological process (GO): regulation of potassium ion transmembrane transport
Cellular component (GO): voltage-gated potassium channel complex
Molecular function (GO): calcium ion binding; potassium channel regulator activity; transmembrane transporter binding
Source: RefSeq, a predicted model, not a curated record